ACACAGACUGUCUGUGUUGCCACUCUGAUGCUCCAAUCUAGAGAGAGAGAGAAAAAGAGACAAGAGCCGUUACUCUCUUUCUGAGUGAGCUCAGCGUUAAUAGGUAAAAGCACUGCUUACUUGUGAACAAUAACAACAACAACAUUAACAAACAAAUUGUUGUAUAGUAUAGUAUCACUAUAUAUCAUCAUAUUAAUAGCUUCAUUCUUCUUUCUUUUCUGAUAUAACACAACACAGUUGAGAUUGAGAAGACAACACAACACAGCAAUGGCUACUGGGUUCAGUUUCAACCUCGUCUUUUCAACUUCAUUGUUCCUCCUUCUUCUAGAUUGUUGCAAUGGUAGUUUCAUUGGGAUAUGCUAUGGAAGAAAUGCCGACGACUUACCGACACCCGACAAGGUGGCACAGUUAGUUCAACUUCAUAAAAUGAAAUAUGUCAGGAUUUAUGAUUCUAAUGCACAAGUCCUAAAGGCCUUUGCAAAAACUGGAGUUGAACUUAUGAUUGGUGUUCCAAAUUCAGAUUUGCUCUCAUUAUCCCAAUAUCAAUCUAAUGCAGACAAUUGGUUGAAAAACAGUGUCCUUCCUUAUUAUCCGGCCACAAAGAUCACAUACAUAACUGUUGGUGCUGAAGUCACUGAAAGUUCCUAUAAUACCUCUUCAUUGGUAGUGCCUGCCAUGACUAAUGUACUAACAGCACUCAAAAAACUAGGACUGCACAAAAAGAUAAAAGUUUCGAGUACUCAUUCGCUUGGUGUUCUCUCGCGAUCAUUCCCGCCUUCAGCUGGUGCUUUCAAUAGUAGCCAUGCACAUUUCCUGAAGCCAAUGCUAGAAUUUCUCGCCGAAAAUCAAUCGCCUUUUAUGAUUGAUAUAUAUCCUUAUUAUGCUUACCGAGAUUCACCGAAUAAAGUGUCUUUAGACUAUGCACUUUUUCAGGCUUCCUCUGAAGUUAUUGAUCCAAAUACUGGUUUGUUGUACACAAACAUGUUUGAUGCACAGAUUGAUGCUAUUUACUAUGCACUCAUGGCUCUAAAUUUUAGAACAAUUAAGGUCAUGGUCACCGAAACAGGUUGGCCUUCAAAAGGGUCGCCUAAGGAAAAGGCUGCAACUCCUGAUAAUGCACAGACAUAUAAUACCAAUCUCAUAAGGCAUGUUAUUAAUAAUACCGGUACUCCUGCGAAGCCGGGGCAGGAGCUAGAUGUUUACAUUUUCUCACUGUUUAAUGAAAAUAGGAAGCCCGGUUUAGAAUCAGAGAGGAACUGGGGAUUAUUUUAUCCAGAUCAGACAAGUGUGUAUAAUCUAGAUUUUACCGGACGGGGUGGUGUUGAUAUGACUACAGCUGCGAAUGUAACCCGGUCAAAUAGAACAUCAUGGUGCAUUGCUUCUAGCAAAGCCAAAGAAAUUGAUUUGCAGAAUGCUUUGGAUUGGGCAUGUGGUCCUGGCAAUGUGGACUGUACUGCUAUCCAGCCUAGCCAGCCUUGUUUCGAGCCGGAUAAUCUAGCUUCACACGCAUCUUUUGCUUUUAAUAGCUAUUAUCAGCAAAAUGGGGCCUCUGAUGUUGCUUGUAGUUUUGGCGGUACAGGUGUAAAAGUCGACAAGGAUCCAAGUUAUGACAACUGCAUCUACAUGAGAGAUGGCAAUAAUAAAACUUCAGGUGGUAAUGCAAGGGCGAUGUCGUCAACUUCAUCCUCUCAACGGGAAGGAAGAUAUUCAAUUUCUAUCUAUCUUCUUUUAACUUGUCUCUUCAUUAUACUGAAUAUUCAACAAUCCUGACAAGACAAGUUUCAUUGUCGAAAAUGCAGCAUGAUUUUGCUAUGUUUAGAUGUAUGCUGUGUUUGGCAUGCGGGGGAGGUAAAUGGUUUGUUGUAAAUCUUUUCAUACUAAGUCAUGCAUCAGAUAAGUGUAAAAAUCCUUUGCUGUUGUAAAAUCAUUAGAACAGUGAUAAGCCAAAACUUCUUGCUACUAGUUUUAUGUGCCCUUAAGAUAAGGCAAAAACAGCAAGCAAGAUAAAUGACUUCUCUGUUAUUCAUUUUAUUGUUUGUUUAUGAAAUUGCACAUAGGGCUGCCACAGCUGCCGCCUCAUUAUAAAUUUAGGCAAUAAAA
Molecule: messenger RNA, 2100 nt
Organism: Trifolium pratense (red clover)
Lineage: Eukaryota; Viridiplantae; Streptophyta; Magnoliopsida; Fabales; Fabaceae
Product: glucan endo-1,3-beta-glucosidase 13-like
Exons: 4
Coding region: 268-1770 (500 amino acids)
Biological process (GO): carbohydrate metabolic process
Cellular component (GO): plasma membrane
Molecular function (GO): hydrolase activity, hydrolyzing O-glycosyl compounds
Source: RefSeq, a predicted model, not a curated record